Molecule: messenger RNA, 1765 nt
Organism: Nelumbo nucifera (sacred lotus)
Lineage: Eukaryota; Viridiplantae; Streptophyta; Magnoliopsida; Proteales; Nelumbonaceae
Product: Plant invertase/pectin methylesterase inhibitor superfamily
Biological process (GO): cell wall modification
Molecular function (GO): pectinesterase activity; enzyme inhibitor activity
Source: RefSeq, a predicted model, not a curated record
CCCCAUAGACCUCUCACACCUCAUGUUCUUGUAGGUCUGCUCAGUAAGGCAGUGUUAGCAGAACUUUGGUAGAUCGAUCUCUUUUAAUUCUUUCUUUGCUCCUGAUUAAUUGUUAUGGGCAGGCAAGAGUGGCUUGCCUUUGGCCUGUUGAUAUGGGGACUAGGGGGACAACUCUUGGCAUGGAGCUUGGGCGUUGGAGACAACCUCCACAGCCAGUGCAGCUUUACCAGAUACCCUGACCUCUGUGUGGAAACCAUGUUAGGUUCAGGGUUAGGGCAUGGGAAUAUUGAUAUAGUAUCUGCUCUUGUAAAAAAGUCUAUGGAUGAAACCAAGUUUCCCACUCCAGAUUCUUCAAAUCCACUCUAUGACACUGAUAGCCUUAAAGCCCAGCACUCAAAUGAUGGGCACUGUCUUGAGCUCAUGAACAUGUCGCUCAAGCGGCUGAACCAAUCUCUUUUAGCUCUCAAAAGCUCUCACAGCACAACAAAAAGAAAGAACGAUAUCCAAACAUGGCUGAGUGCUGCUUUGACAUUCCAAGAAACAUGCAGAGAUUCCUUGGAAGGUCUGUCAGGCAGUCUCGUGGAUCAAAUAUCAAGCAAGAUGGAUUACUUGUCUCGGCUGACAAGUAAUGCAUUAGCUCUUGCCAAUCGCUUCUUGAGCAACCCAAGAAAUAAUUCAAGCCGGCAUCUCACAUCGAUGGAUGAUUUCCCGAAAUGGGUAUCGGCCAGAGAUCGUAAGUUGCUGCAGAGCACAGAGAUAAAAGCCAAUGCGGUGGUGGCGAAAGAUGGCUCUGGUAAUUACAAGACCAUAUCGGAGGCGAUCGAGGCGGCUUCUGGGGGGAGGUUUGUGAUAUACGUGAAGUCAGGCACGUACAAGGAGGCGAUUUCCACUAAUAAAGAUGGCAUUACCCUCAUAGGAGAUGGCAAGUAUUCGACCAUUAUUGUCGGUGAUGACAGUGUCGGUGGUGGCUCCAGCUUGAGGGGAUCCGCCACCUUUGCAAUUACUGGCGAUGGAUUCAUGGCUCGAGACAUAGGGUUUCAAAAUACAGCAGGUCCACAAGCCCAACAAGCCGUGGCUCUGAACGUUGUUUCUGAUCGUUCUGUACUCUAUAGAUGCAGUAUUGCAGGCUACCAAGACACACUCUAUGCACACGCUCUACGCCAAUUCUACAGGGAAUGUGACAUCUACGGCACAGUUGAUUUCAUCUUCGGCAACGCCAUUGCUGUCUUCCAGAAUUGCUUUCUGGCUCUACGUCGACAUUCUGGGUCUUAUAACGUAAUCCUAGCAAAUGGAAGGUCUGACCCAGGCCAGAACACUGGCUUCUCCAUCCAAAACUGUAAAAUUUCAGUGGCUUCUGACUCUGCUUCCGUCAAGCAUUCCUCCAGCUCGUAUCUAGGAAGACCAUGGAAGGAGUAUUCAAGAGCUGUGGUCAUGCAAUCCUACAUUGAUGAUGUUAUUGCACCAAGAGGUUGGAUUGAAUGGUCUGGAAAUUUUGCUCUUAAGACGCUUUAUUUUGCAGAAUACAACAAUUUAGGGCCAGCAGCUGGAACUUCUAACAGGGUUCAAUGGCCUGGUUAUCAUGUCAUUGGUGCUGAUGAGGCUACUAAAUUUACAGUGGCCAAUUUCAUUGGUGGAAAUUCAUGGCUGCCUUCUACUGGAGUAAACUUUGAUGCCGGCCUAGGUUAAAAGUUGAACCAGUUUGUAUCAAGGGUGAUUAUUUAGAAUAAGGCAAUAAGAACUGCUUGUCAUUAAUCAAUUCCACAAA